UCUCUGUGAGUUUGAGGCCAUCCUGGUCUACAAAGCAAGUUCAGGACAGCCAAUGCUACACAGAGAAACCCUGUUGGGAAAAAAAAAAAAAAAGAAGAAAGGAAUGAAGGAAAGAAAGAGAGAGAGAGAGGAGAAAGAGAGAAAAAAGAAAAGGCAGCUUCAUCUUCUUGGGAGUGUUUCUUAGAUCCUCUGUGGAAGGCAUCUUCUCUGCAAGAACAAUGGUUCUAGAGGAGAGAAAUGGGAUCAUUUACCUAGUCAACUUUUAUAAAGCCCCAGCUUCUAGCUACCAUCAUUCAGCCUAUGGCAGAAUUUGAAGUGGCAUUCUGACUGGAUCAUGGAGCUUUGGAAAGAAAAGGAGCCAGGGUAUGAAGAGCCACACUGAGAAGCUUGGAUUUCAUUUUGGCAGAAGCCUAGCAGAACAGUUUAAAAUAGGGAAGCAACAUGAUCAGAGAGAGUUUAGAAAUCUCUCUCUGGCUAAGGGUAGAGUGCUUGCUUAGCAUGUGGAUAGCCCUAGGUUUGAUCCUCAGUACCAACACAAGUAGAGAUCCGGGAGAAAGUAACUGGUUCUCUUGUAGAGAACAGAUUCAGCUAGCAAGGCGGGGAACAGAUUCUAAAUGAAGGGCAUUUUGGUUCAUUUCGUAGCUAACAGUCAUAAGAAACACAUGGAGCAAUGUGACAAUGGCAACAUGAAAUGGAGUCAGUAUUUCCCAGGUUUCUGGCUAAACAGCCAAAUGGGAAGAACAGGAAAAUGAAUGAUUAGUCCAGUGGUACAAGCUGAAAGCAAAGUGUCUAUGGAAGGUGUAAUGGGUGAUUGGACUAUUUGGGGUGGGCAAUCUGGGUUGUAGACAGGUGAUAGAACAGCAUCAUCAAAGAGCAAAGUGUUAGGGACAACACAGAAGAACUGGAGGGACACACUGAUGUUUAAAGAAAAUGGAUGAAUGCCAAAGAAGUGACCCAUGAGGCAGGAGAAAAUCCGGUAGUGUGCAAUCAUGAAAACCAAGAAGUAGGCACCAGAAUGAAAUGUCAUAUGCCAGCUGGGCUCAGCACCUAGCAGGUCAGUGGUGACCAGGGAAUGUAAUUUAAGGCACAGAUGGUUACAGAAGAAAGUGAACUAGAGUAGAGCUUCCUGGGAAAAUGGCUUCUUCAUCCAAAGUCCUUUGCAGUGAAUGAAAAGUAAAAGAAGUAGACAUCGUAGAGGGGAGGGGAGGGGAGGGGAGAGGAGAUGGGUCAGCUGGAAGCCUAUGUGUGGCUUGGGAAGAAUCAGGCACAAGGUACAACAACAGAAAGGUCACCAGAAGGUGGCUGAAAGAUUAGAAGGAAUUUGUCAGGAACAUAGUGGACAGGCUUUGGUCACUAAAGAGACAGUCAAGCCAGAGAACUGGUUAAACCUGGAUGGUAGCUCUUCAGGUACCCCAGAGUUGACUUCAGCAUAGCCAUUAGUUUAAGGGUCCAAAGAAAUAGAUACUAUAAUUAAUGCUUAAGGACUCCUCUACUCUUACAGGACUUUUAUUUUCUCAUGGGAAAUAUUUUAUGGGCAAAUCAUUGUAUGUGUCUUGCCCUUUAAACUAUGUGAAGGGCUGGACCAAGCCCUCAUCUUUGCCCCCAAACCAGCAACCUCAGAGCUUGUCUUGUACUCUGAAUGCCUAUCUGAGCAUUCCUGCUGGACCUUGAAGGUCCUUCCUGGCCCCAGAGGCUCUAUACUGCAAUGAGAGGUAGAGCCAAGACAAAGGGAUUUCUGGAAAGAACUGGGGAGGAAGAAUUAAGAAAGGCUUUCCUCAGGCAGACAAGAUGGCUUGAAAUGCCAUUCAGGCCUGACAACUUAGUUUCAAUCCCCAGAACCCAAGUAAAAAGGCAUGGUAUGGUUGCAUAUGUCUGAAAUUCCAGGGUUCAGUAUGUCAGGGAAUGUGGAGACGAGUUGCCUGGAAGCUGAAAAGCAAGCCAACUUGGAGUAGAUAGCAUAGUGAAAACAAACGAAAUCCUGUCUCAACAAAGUAGAAGAAAAGAACCAACUCCCAAAAGUUGUCUUCUGACCUAUACACAUGCAAUAAAAAUGUUUAAAUUUUGUUUGUGCCUGUGUGCUGUAGUGGAGGCCAGAAGAAAGAGUGCAAUCUCCCAUUCUCCCAAGCUGUAAUUACAGGCAAUUGUGAGCCACCUGAUAUGGGUAUGGGAAAUCAACUAGAAGAGCAGUAGGUGUUCUUAACUGCACUUUAGUCUCAGUUUCUUUUUUAGAAGGCUUUUCUGGUCAGGUAGAGUGGCCCAAGCCUAUAGUCGCAGAACUUGGAGGCAGGAAGAUCAGAAAAGUUCAAGGUCAUUUUAAUUACAAGUUUGAGAUUAGUCUAGGCUAUUGGAGACCCUAUCUUAAAAAAAAAAAAAAAAAAAAGAAAGGAAAAAAAAGGGAAGAUAACCGGAUGCAGAAAUGAACCUGAACCUGGCUAUUUUGUACAAGAGAGGCGUUUGUAUAGGCACAGCUAAGCAAAGGCAAAAGGGAGAGCAAGAGUAUUCAUCAAGUGUGGGCUUCUGGUAGGUGUCCAGCUGCCAGGGGGUGGGGGUGGGACGGUAUGGGGAUGGGACAGCUCUUUCCCUAAAGGAAUAAAAGAUGAUUCAUUCUUGAGCCAUCCUUGACCAUGGCCCAGGAACACAGAUUUAGGUUACCCCAAGUUACAUGUUUCAAUGUGUUAGUAGCGCCACAGAUUUUAAAGUUUUACAGAACAUAGUCAUGAAUCAAGCCAAGUUAAAAAUACAUUGGUGGGUACGUCCGAUGUUAUCUGAUGAUGUCCUUAGCUUUUGGGCAGGUACGGGUCUGUUCAAGGAAUGCCUGGCUAUUCAGGAGGCUAACGCUAGCUGAAAUAACCUCUAGACAGGCAAUAAAUACUCCAACCACUCCACCUCGCUAGAAUUCUAAUCAGUCAAUGGGUCUUUGCAGAUACAGCUGCUUUCCAGGAAUUCUUGUUGACAGUGCCUUCCUUAUGAAUAUUCAUCUCUUACGACACCAGCAACCAGAGAAUGUAAUUUUGAUGAGUAAAUCUAGAAAGAUCAUGCAUGAACGGCCCCAGCAUAAACUGCCUCCCUCAGAACAAGUUACCCAUUUUGGCUGGCUGGAAAGAAAAAGAAAUCAGACCAGAGGGCUAAUAAGGCCUUAUGCCGGCCCUUUAAAUUCCUUCAACCUGCAGCAUUUCAUUUGUAUUGUUUUUAGGUUGGUAUUUUAAUAACACUUCUAUGGCAGGAAAUGCUGAGUCCUGUAUUAUUUCCUGGGAGUUUCACAAAGCUCACAGCAAGAACUCUAGGAAGUAGAAGCAAAGGACUCAAGUAUUUCAUCAGGACUUGCCAACAUCUUGCCUAGUCACCCUUUUCUGCAGUUAUUUUGGUACCCUCAGAACUACAGUUGAAAAUUCCAGUCGGAAGUCUCUGCCCUAAGGGCAAGCACUUUUGGCUAGACUGAUUCCAGCCUGUGGGCGUCAACAUUAGGAUCCACCUCCCAUGAAGGUACGACUUCCCAGGGGCGGCCGGUCCUCUUUGAAUCUAUUAAUCUGCCUUGAGAGAACUUCGCGGCGGGGUUUGAGGGGAGCCUCAUUUUCCCCCACCGUACGGAAGAAGAUAAGGCAUGUGCCUCCUUCCUGGAGUUUUCCGCCUGGUUCCCUUGCCCUUACGCAGGACAGACUCCGGCUCUGGGCUCCACCGGGGUCUUGAGGAGCUCCGGUGUACGGGUUCAGCCGCAGGUGUGGCCAGGCAAAGGGAAGCUGAGCGACGCGAGCGCCCCCUAGGGUCAGGACGGCGGGGCCUGGGCAGGAGGAGGUCUGGUACGAGCGGGAGGGCGGCGGCCGUGGAGCUUCCGGGAGCAGCCGGGGCGCGGACACUUCCCAGAGGAGCCUGCGGCCCACCCCGCGGGGUCGCGCAGACUUUAGAAGAACCAAUACACAACAAACAUAGGGGAAAGUGCACAGAGCCCGAACCCCACCAACUCACAUUUUACAGGCUUUCUUGUAUAGCCUGCAUCCAGUACACACUGUUUCAUCGAUGUAUCCUAAGCAAGCACUCCAGCUACAUCUUCAGCCCUAGUUUCAUUUCUGAAGCAAUGAAAAGGGAUUGCCCAAAAUCAGGAUGUGUUGUCAAAAGGAUGGGGACACCAAAGUCUAGUAAGAGUGUUGAAGGCCAUGGUCAGCAUGAGAUGCAAAUCCCUGCAAUCUAUAUGUGGUCAGCAGUCUUCACCAUUUUAUGAAAUCGUUUUCCUAGUUGACAGGAUGGCCAUUUCAUGAAGUUAAGACUGGCUGUCUUCCCUCCUGUUGGUCCCCCAAUGCCUGCUCUCCCAAGGUCAGUUUGGAGGCCUGCAGUAUGGCUUCAUCCUCCUCUAUCCCAGCCUGCCCCACUCAGUCUAAGAAGCCUGGAAACAAGAUAGCUGAGUGGUUCAGACAGACUCUGUUAAAGAAGCCCAAGAAGAUGCCAGUCUCCGAGGAAAGCGAGCUAAGUGAUGGACCACAGAGAGCCACACAAGAUGGUCUCCUACCCUCAAACUGCAGCCCACCCCAGAGCCGCAGCUCACCCGAGAGCUGCAGCCCACCCCGGAGCCGCAGUUCACCCCAGAGCCCCAGUUCAGGAAUAUCUUCUGUGCCACCAUCAACACACUUGGAUACGAGCUGCAGCAGUGGCCGUUGGAGCAAAGACUAUGACGUCUGCGUGUGCCACAGUGAAGAGGACUUAGAGGCAGCCCAAGAGCUGGUCUCCUACUUGGAGGGUUGCAAGGCCAGCCUACGCUGCUUCCUGCAGCUUCGGGAUGCAACCCCAGGUGGCGCCAUCGUUACAGAGCUAUGCCAGGCACUGAGUAGUAGCCAUUGUCGUGUGCUAUUCAUCACCCCAGGCUUCCUUCGGGAUCCCUGGUGCAAGUACCAGAUGCUGCAAGCCCUGACGGAGGCCCCAGGGUCGGAGGGUUGCACCAUACCCCUGCUAUCCGGCUUGACCAGAGCCGCCUACCCGCCAGAACUCCGAUUCAUGUACUAUGUGGAUGGCAGAGGCCAGGACGGUGGCUUUUACCAAGUCAAGGAGGCUGUCGUCCGCUAUCUGGAGACACUAAGUUGACACUUAAGUUUUCAUGAGAAAAGCUGGAAAUAACUCACACCAGGUCUCGGAUUCCAGGAGAUACAGCAGGAGUCAUAAUGAGCCAGAGCCAGCCGCACCGUGUACAUGACACAGGAUUAGAUUGCCACCGGCCUCCAUUACUGGGGACCCUGUAAGAUGGCCAGGCAGAAGAUGGGGACCCCCCCAAGGAGACCAGGCAAAAGAUGGGGAUUCCCCAAGAAGAGCAAGAGGAAACCAGGGACUCCCCCAGGAAGGCAACAAGGAAGUCAGAAAUUGGAGUGUGAUAUGGGGGAGGGCAGCAGUGUCUCGUCUGCUGCUUGAUGGGACAGGAAACGGACACACAGCUGGCUUCUUCCCUUGGAAUCAGGCACUGGGGUGAUAGGCACCACUCCUCCAGAGGGAUGGGCCUGCCUGGUGAACUAGAAGUCGGUGCUCUUCCCACUUGCCUAGGAAAGCUGGGAAGAGGUGACAGGUAUCAAGUCCUUUGCACACUAUUACAGCUCUUUCCCAGAGCUGACAACUCACUUCACAGAGCUGGAUGACAGACACAUUCAGACCCACACUGAAUUUCACUUACUGAGCAAAUGUCAUUAAAGAUGCAAACUUAGAGGCUGGAGAGAUGGCUCAGUGGUUAAGAACUCUUGUUGCUUUUGCAGAGGACCAGGGUUCAAUUCCCAUGAUCCACAUGGUGGCUCAUAGCCUUAUCUAUAACUCUACUUCCAGGGGAUCCAAUGCCUUCUCUGACCAGGAUUUCUUUGGGCACCAGGCACACAUGUGGAACACACACACACACAUACACACACAUACAUGCAGGCAAAACAAUCAUACACAUAAAGAAAUCUUUUUUUAAUUAGAAAUAUGAACCUUGAUAUAGAUGGAGCCUGUGGUAGAACUCUUGCUUGCCUGAGGGCUUGGUUUCCACCUCCAGCACUACUGAAAAAAGAGAGAGAAAACACAGACCUAGAAGCUAUUCUGAACACAUGAACAAGUGGGGAGAAGGGAAGCCAGGGUAAAGGGCUCCUUCCCCUGGGUCAAAAACCCACUGAUCCUGUGACACAUGGGGCCACCUCAGACAUCUGCUAGAGCCCAUGCUUUGCAGUGCCUGCCUUUAUAUUGAUCAGAGUGGAACUAGUGUUCUCAGUCUAGCACCAGAGUGCAUUCUCAGGUGAGAUACAAGAGACAAGGUGUCACCUGUGUUCUCAGUAAGAACAGCAACAUGGUCAACUGAUUAUCAUUGUCUACCCUGAUGUGUACCUUGAACCUCUUCUCUUCCUUUUGAUAUGUUCCUUUACUGAAAAUAUUUUUAAAUUAUGAUUUUUCUGUGACAUACAAAAUAUCUAAGAUAUUUUAUCCUUUACUGUACUUUACCAUACUCAUGCACCUACCACAUAGCUUAUUCCCAACAUGUUUCUUCAUCCUGUUCUGAAUUCCAGGCCCUUCAUGUUUCCUAACAAAAUAACCACUAUUCUGAAUUUUGGAUUAUUUUGAGCUUUUCUAAGUUUCUAUAGAUGUAUGCAAAUCAGCAACAUGUUAUAUAAUUUUAAGACUAUCUUUUAUACAAAUUGCAUCACAAUGUACAUUUCCUUUGUUUGACAUGUUUGUGAGGUGUGUUCAUGUUUAUGUGUCAUUCAUGAGUGUCCUAGGUCAACAGUUCUCAACCUGUAGGUCACAACCCCUUCAUAGGGUUGUAUAUCAGAUAUCCUGCAUAUCAGAGAUUUACACUAUUCAUAAUAAUAGCAAAAUUACAGUUAUGAAGUAGCAAUGAAAGUAACUUUAUGGCUGGGGGUCACCACAUGAGGAACUGCAUUAAAAGGUGUCAGCAUUAAGGAAGGUUGGGAACCACUGCCCUAAGAUCACCUUAAAGUGAAGUCCAGGUACUUUCUCCCUAAGUUUUAGUUACAUACCUCUAAUUAUGAGAUGUUUUUUAAAGCAUGACAUUUUUGCUGUAGUUUAAAAUACUUUUCAUGAAGCUGCAGUCAGUGCUUUUUCUGUCUUACAAAGUUCCUCCUGUGUUGUUCUUACAUUUUCUUCUAUAUUCAGUCUUGAAAAACAUUGAUUAUGUUUUCUUCCAAAGUGUUUCUAUUCAAAUUUAGAUCUUUACUCCACUUGGGGUUGUUUUGUUAUUUUGUUGUUGUUUGUUUUGUUGGCUUUUGAAACAGGGUCUAUAACCUAGACUAACCACAGACUUGAGAUCCUCCUAGCUCAACCUCCCAGAUGUUAGGAUUCUAGGCAUUAUAAGCUAUGGCAUUAUUAUUGCUGGCUAGUUCUUAGUUUUCAAGGCAGAAAUCCAAUUCUUUUCUCUCAGUUUCUAUCAGUUACUCAGUAGUCUAUCCUAUCCCCACUGUUUGUUAUUUUUCUAUUUGUUUGAGAUAGGAUCUCACUAUGUAUCUAUCCCUGGCUGGCCAAGAAUUCACUAUGUAGACCAGAUUGACCUCAAACACAUACAGGUCUUCCUGCCUCUGCCUCCCCAGUGCAGUGCUGGGAUCAAAGUUGUGGGCUAUCACACCCGGCUACUGCUGUUCCAUAUUGUCAUAUGUAUGUGUCUAUUGCUGGUUCUCUUGUCUAGUAUCCCCUAUGUUAGUGCCACAGAAUCUUUUAAGAAGCCUCAAUGUGCCAGGCAGUUGUGGUGCCUGCCUUUAAUCUCAGCAUUCAGGAGGCAGAGGUAGAAGGAUCUCUGAUUUUAGGCCAACCUGGUCUAUAGAGCAAGUUCUUUUGGACAGCAAGGGCUCCACAGAUAAACCCUGUGUAUCUUUAUUGGAGUUAUAUUCAGUUUAUGGACUUGACUUGGAAGAACAAGUACUUUUAUGACAAAGUCUUCCUCUCCAUAAAGGAAUGUCACCACUUAAGUCCUUCAAUGUAUUUCAAUAAAUUUGUAUAAUAUUUUUCAUAUUUAUUAAUCUCAUAUUUUAUUAGAUUUAUUUUUCACUUCAUACUUCUGCUGCUACUGUAAAGAAUUUUAAAAUUAUAUAUAUGCCUUUUGUUGCCAAAAAGGAUUAUAUAUAAUAUGUUGGUGUAACUUUAAUAAUGUGCUGAGUUAUUUAUUGUAAAUGACUAUUUUAUUGAGUUUCUGUGCUUCUUAGGACUUCCAGUGCAAUUGUGAAAGAACUGACAACAACAGCCAUUCGGGCACAUUUAUUAAAGGGAAUACUUCAACCAUUACACCAUUAAAAUGUGCCUGCUUAGCCAAGCACGGUGGCCCAUGCCUGUAAUCCCAGCACUCAAGGAGGCAGAAGCAGGGGGGGAAUCUCUGUGAGUUUGAGGCCAGCCUGGUCUACAAAGCCAGUCCAGGACAGCCAGGGCUACACAGAGAAACCUUUUCUCAAAAACAAAAACAAAAGCUGAUUUUUUUUUAAUAACUAUUGAUUUUAAAAUUAAGUGGUAGCUUAAUCAUGUCAGUGGACAAGUACCUUUCCGAUUCUGAGGGUCUACAAUUUAAAGUCAUGAGGGAGAGGUUGAAUGAGUGUGUGUGGAGUCAUCAGUUUCCCCACUUGCUCUUCUUAGGUUCAAGUGCUCUAACUGCACUAAAUGUUCAUCUUCCUUGGCUCCUUACUACCUAGUAGUAACUGCCCUUCCUGGCCCUAAUAGAACUGUUUUACAUUUGACUGGCAACUAGGUGCUCCUGUCUCGUAGGCAGAAGACUAGAGGACUAUUCUGGGGAAUCAAAACUGCACAAUAGAAAAUUCUCACAGACUUUGGUGUUGGUAACUCCAAAAUUACAUAUGGCGAGUUUUAAGGUGGACUAGCUCAUCUAGUGCUAUAGUGGCACAAAACUUGUGGGAAUAACUAAUCAAUAUCUGAUUGGAUUUCAGUCCCAGUUCGGGAGAUGCAUAGUUCAGAGACUUUUUAAACUCAAACACAUGAUAAAUCCUCCUACCUCAGAUUUCAAAUGAUAGAAUAAUAGUAUGAGCCACCAUACUUAGCUUAAUCUGUUAUUUCUCACAGAUAAGUCCCCAAUUAGGAACUUAUGAGGUUGUAUUAGUUGCUUUCUAUUGCUGUGAUAAAACAUCAUGACCAAAGCAACAUAAGGAGGGGUUUAUUUGGGCUUACAGUUCCAGAGGGUCCAUCACAGCAGAAAAGCUGGUGGCAAACAGAAGGUUGGAACAGGUUUAUUGUGGGGCUUUUGCGAACCUGUUUGCAGUUCAAAGAAGACACAGGACUUCUAUAUUGUUUAAAGCUGUUGGCCUUUAGCUGUGGCAGACUCUUAGCUACUACAUCUAAAAUUCUCCAUCUCUCUCCAUGUGGUUCUGUUGAGAUUUGCUUCAGCUUUUUGCCUAAACUAUAGCCAUAAGCUAUUUUGUUCCUAGUUUCCAUCUGGAUUGUGAGGGGAAAUUAAGUUCAAAUUCUCAGAGUCUGCUUGAUUGUCCAAUAAUGGUGUCAGUGACUAAUCCUAAAAGGGCAGGGUAACCUCGUAUCUUCCUGUGAUACAAUGAUGUUAUCAUGCUUUGUCAUCUCUACACUUGGUUACACCCUGGGUAUACUAUGAAAGACCCCAGUCACUGCCUUGCUUGCCCCACUUGGAACCAAUCAGCUAAAAGGUCAACUGAAAAUGUAAUACUGCUCUUCCCCUUGCUCUCCAUCCUUGGUUUUUCUAUAAAAAGCUUGCUUUAAGAGCAGACCAGCGAUCGUGAUCAGCUAAGAGCAGACCAGCGAUCAUGAUCAGCCUGUAACAGGUGUUCAAUAAACCAUCAACAUCUGACUGA
Messenger RNA from Meriones unguiculatus (Mongolian gerbil), 9770 nucleotides. RefSeq names its product TIR domain containing adaptor protein (gene Tirap). The coding region runs from base 4330 to 5070 and encodes 246 amino acids. Gene Ontology annotation, biological process: signal transduction. The transcript is spliced from 7 exons. Lineage: Eukaryota; Metazoa; Chordata; Mammalia; Rodentia; Muridae. The record is from RefSeq and is a predicted model, not a curated record.